Acanthoscelides obtectus is the source of this 324-nucleotide messenger RNA. The record is from the annotation of a GenBank genome assembly. NCBI's taxonomy places the organism in Eukaryota, Metazoa, Arthropoda, Insecta, Coleoptera, Chrysomelidae.
AUGUUGGUAUGUAUUCGAGUGAACAUGAGGGCCCCAAUAAAGAAAUCUCGGAAGAAGGUGGUAAAUUUAGAAGACGUAAUCAGGACGAAGCCCUUUCCACAUAUCUCCACGGUAUCAUCCUUAUAUACAGGUAUUCCAGAUGAUCCAUCUCCUCCUGAUGUACUUCCUACAGUGCCCGAAGUUCCUGAGGAGCCUGAAGAGGACGAGGAGGACGAGGAGGACGAGGAGGAGGACGAGGAGGACGAGGAGGAGGACGAGGACGAGGAAGACCCUACCUGCUGUCCAAACAUUUCGCAUGAGAAGGUAGGGGGUAUAAACCUAUAG